This is a messenger RNA of Pelobates cultripes (western spadefoot toad), 13428 nucleotides long. The record is from the annotation of a GenBank genome assembly. NCBI's taxonomy places the organism in Eukaryota, Metazoa, Chordata, Amphibia, Anura, Pelobatidae.
GGCUGGAUGAGGGAGGUGGGGGCUGUUUCCGGAAGGGUUGAGCCAGUCACUGGGUGUAGCUGGUACACUGGCUGCCUGGGAUUGUUUAUGUUUUGCUAACCCCCUCUGGGAUCGCUGGGAUUUGUUUUGGCUGGAUUACAUACACCCUGUGAGUGUUUGCCAUCACUUUGUAAUGAGGUUUGGGGUAAUCUGUAUCACUUUAUAAUUGUUUAACAUUAUUUACUGUACAGGUGGUUAGAGAGCAGGGAGCAGCACUGGGACUGUAACGAUAAUAACUAAUAAUAAUAAUAACAAUAGCAAGAGUGGCCAUAAGGUAGGGAUCUACUUUAUGGGCAACUCCCUAUUUUAGGAAAUUUUGCCUCUGGGAAAAGUAGAGGAGGAUUAUAUUGUGUUUUUAAUUUGCUAUUGUGAUUUAAACUGGUGAUAAUUCUUUCUGAAAGGGAAUACAAUUUGUGUAAAAGGGUUAUUCACUAAACACAGCAUAAAUUAAAUCAAAAAGGCAAAAUUAAAGCAACGAACCAAGCAUCAUAACCGCUACAGCUGUAGUGGUUAUGGUGUGAGAAGUGCUCUGGCGCAAUACCAGGGAACAUAAUCUGACUGUCUGAAAAUAGCCUUAUCUGGAAAAAUGUGAUGUUUGGGGAAUAACACUAAUAAAUGCACUAAUAUAAAAUGCAAACGUCAGGGUAAAAGAGCAAAGUUGUGACUAUAUCUGUGAUUACUUGUUCUUUGUUUUUAACUCAAAGGGACCGUCCUCUGGCUUUUCUCAAACUCUUUUGGAGCAGAAAGCUAGACUAUGGGGACCUGCCAUAGACGACCUCCUGCUUGGUUACACUGAUAAUGUGGAAUUUGCACUUUCACAUGAUCCAUUUCAGUUCUGUCCAACAUGCAUGUCAUUGACUGGCUGAGUUUAUUGGGCUAACCCCCAAAACGCUAUACCUGUCAUUGUUGUUCAGUUUAGCACCCAGAGACCGCCCCAAUCUCCAGCCAACUUGACUUAAUGCUAAGAUAUUAUACUCUAGCAUCAGUCAGGCUAACACUUGGUGACCCAUUCGGAUGCUAUCUAGUCACUAGAUAGGCCGGGUGGACCUUGAGGGAGGAGAGGUGGCCUCUCUUUCGAUCCAGAGCAAACCAUGUCUCUAAGUUAGCUAGUUAGUGCCUCAUUUCUCCACCCCCCCUUCGGACUUGUGGGGGUUAUCCUCGUCUACACUACAGAGACAUCCUCCCCUUAACAUGGGCUCUACUGUGCUGGCAAGCGGCAGACUAGCUGCACAUAAUGCCCACUCAACAUGGCAGAUGCCAUGUACUCUUCUGAAAACCAAAGCUUUGCAACCAUAUCCCAGCUAGACAGGCUAGCCCGAUAUCUGAACCCCAGUACAUGGCGGAUGCUAAAUCGGCCUGCGCAGCUUACAUCGGCCUCCGAUACAUCAUGUCAAGCAUUCCUUCGUAAUUCCUACUACUAAUCAGGCUAGAAUAUGGCCUGGGAGGUCAAAAUGCUGGCCUGCUGGAAGUGUAAAGAACCUUCUGAUCGGACACACGCUUUUGGAGGCCAAACAGUUAGUUCUACCAGAGGACAAAGGUUUUACAGGGGGCUUUGCUUCCUAUACAUUUAUUGGAUCCAAUCUCUGCAUCACUGUUUGAAGCUUAUGCAUACGCCUAGGCUACUGGGCAUUUGGCUGUCUCCUCAAAUAUGGCACUCUGCUCUACCCUUGGAGGAUAUUGGCUAUCUUGGACUUUUAUCUUGAUUCAUAGUUGUAGCGGAACCCUUGUUCUAGCAGGGACUCUCCGCUGGUUUCUCCAACAUACACUCAGGAACAAGGAGAACACGCCAAGGGAACAGCCAAACACCGUAAGAUACUCCAGGAAUCUCCCACUUCCUCCCCAGCAACUGGACGACACUCAGCUCUGGGGGUAUAACUGAUUUUAAUGGAGCCACAGCGCCUUUAUUGUGAGUAACCAUGCAAGGGGUUUCCAAAUACACAUUCCAGGGGCAUUCCCCACUGGACCUGAGAGUAGACUGAGACAAAAAUAUACAACAUAAUUACAUUAACACUCAGGUCCAGUACAUGUAUAAUAAUCACCCCAAAACAUACAGUUCCCCACAAGAUAACCCCUUAAGUCCUAUAUCCGCGGAUAGUCUGGGUCUGAGUGCCCAACAUAUCCGAAAAGUGCUUAGAUCCUACGAACGCAGCCGAAACGCUACUGGGGUAUAGUUUAGACCGACCGCACACGAGGUGCCUGCCCAAAAAGGUUCCAUGAAAUCAGGCUGUGUGGUCGGUCUUUUUCGGAAGUAUUAAAUAUGCAAAAAACACGUCACGAACUGUUCGUGCAGAUAUUCUUUCUGUGUAUCUUGUUCGGGAGUUUGCUCCCCCCGAACGCCACUUUGUUCGUCUGAAGCCCCGCGACCAUAAAGGAAGGGGGAAGUCCCAGCCGUGUUCGCGCUGUCAGAUUUUUGUUCCAUACACUUGACGACCGAACAGCGCUGUCUCUGUUCAUGGCUAAAGAUGGCCACCGUCACAUGUUCACACAUACGAACGGCGGCCACCCAGCCGACCACUUUGAAUGUUCAGGUUAUUGCGGUUGGUGGAGGUUUGAACAGAGGUUACUGGGGUUAAGGAGUGGCACACUCCACAUGGGUGGUCUGGCAUUCGGUAAUUUGUUUGGUUGUCGAGCAAGAUGUUAAUAUGUGAGAUGACUGUUAUUUUACCGAAUGGCCAGACGAACAGGGACAAGAACACGAUGAUCCAGGGACUAUGAUCACGAAGCAAAGGAAAUAACAGGAGGGACAAGAUACGGACAGCCCAUAGCAGGAAUAGGGGUAACAGUCCAAGGUUCAUUCCGCUACAAUAGCCAUCCAUUUAUCCUGGUCAGCAGUGGAGACCAUUGAGCAAAUUAUUUCUCUAUUAUUUCAGUGUGAGUUUUUUUUUUUUUUCAUCGGCUCUUCACCUAACUAUCUCGCACCUAGAACUCCUAGGUGUAUUGUUUUGUUGACAUUGAUUAUAUUUUGUCUAUUUCUAUGCAACAUGCUUAUUCUUCAUGCGAUAUGGCUAGCAUAUAACAUGGUUAGUGUUGUCUACUACUCAUUAAGCAAGUUAUUCUACUAAUUUCCUAUAUUAUCUGAUUUCAAAUUGUACACAAUCGUUUGUGAUAUCACCAUUGUACUACGAAAAUAAAAAUGUACAAAAUAAGAGAAUGGCAGGUGAUUCUAUGGAUAUAAUAGAUCUUAAGCAGAGUAUAGAUUUUAAUAAAUGUAAUUGUUUAUUUGAAGCACAUUAAACUACUUUUUAUCUUUCUGCCAUGGCACAGAACAGGUUAAUACACAGAGUGAUCUAAAGCUCCUUAGGCAAAGCCUUAUUUAUUGUCUUAGCUUUGCUACCUGGCUCUUGGGUCAUACCUGAUCCUAAUAUGUAGCAACAUACAUACUUUCAUUUGUACUGUAUAUCUUUGCCAGAAAAAUAUGUGUGGAAUUCCCGAUGUGCCGUGAUACCAACAAAUCUAUGUCACUUCAGUAAUUAAGGUAGAAAACAAUAGAAGGGUUUAUGUGUUUUGAGUAGCUCAUUAUUGUAACAAUGACUUUUUUUCAUUCCAAAAGAGACUUUGAUGAGGUGAGCAGCUACUAUCGAAAGUCCUGCUGGUAGUUUUUGCUCUGAGAAUCCCUCUCUUCUCCUCUUGGACACCAUGGGAAACAGUGCCUUGAAAGCCCACAUAGAGACAGCACAGAAGACCGGUGUGUUCCAGUUAACAGAAAAGGGUUUACCAGAGGUAAGAGAAGAUACGUUUAAAGGAGAUAGCCUAUGGCUUGAUUGUGUAUGUGAUACUUUAUAUCAGGGCUGAAAUACAACUUUUGUUCCUGACAAACGAGAUGAGAACAUCUUUUAAUCUUACCUGACUGGUCUCAUGGCCUCCAGAUGCACUGCUUUUCUUCUCAUUUUGCAGUUUUACAGCAUCCUGAGUAACAGCCACGAGAACGGUGGGGCAUGAUGCUACUUAGGAGAGCAGACGGAGCAAAAAACUUUCUUCUUCACUUACUGGCUACAGUUUUCUGAAUGUGGAGCUAGUGAUGGGCUGAGAAUGUCAGUUGACGCUCUCACCCUUUCAGCAUUUCUCAGUCUGAGACUUCCUGAUUGACACCUCAGACCUGCAGAGGAAGAAUAGUCAGUGAUUGGGUGCUGGCUUGCAGACUUUGGGGUUAAACAGCUCAAAGAAACACUAUGGCAUUUAGAAAUACAAACAUGUUCCUAACGCUACAGUGUUCUAGAACUUUUUUUGAUUUCUGCUCCUAUAUCAAAUAAAUAAAUAUAUAUAUAUAUUAGAAAGCGUAACUCAUCUUUGGCUUCUCAUCCAAUCCAUUGAAUCAUUGCAUCUCUAUGGGGAAAGUUCAGUGUCUCCAUACAGAGCGUGGAGACUCUGAGCUAAGCCAGGACCACAUCUAGUAGCUGUCUGAGGAGUGUCCACUAGAGGGGUCCCUAGGCUGUACUGUAAGCACUGCCUUUGCUCUGAAAAAGCAGUGUUUACAGCAAAAAACCUACAGGGACAGGGAGUAGACACCAGAACAACUACAUUAAGCUGUAUUUGUUUUGGUGACUAUAGUGUCCCUUUUACACUGGGGCAAUCAGUUAGAUAUGUUUUUUUCCUACCUUGUGAGAGAUGGCACCAUGCUAUCCAUGCAAAAACUUGAUGCUUUAUCAGUGCUACAGCCUGAGCCUCCAAUGUAUGUCUAUUUUUUGUUUUAACACAGUUCCCAGAGGAUCUGCAGAGACUGGUAGGAAACCUACGGACAAUUAAUCUGUCCAAUAACAAGAUAGAAGUGUUACCACCGUGGAUGGGGAAAUUCAACGUUCUCAAAAGCUUGUCACUGAACCAUAACAGAUUGAGUAAGAGAAUCAGUAUAGCUGCUAGCAGAUCCUAGUGAGACUUUGUCAAGACCUUGUAGGAAUAUUGUCACUAAAACAGAUAAAACAUGUUGCAAUUCAUUCAUGAUGGAGUAUACUUUGUUAAAUAUCAUCAUCUGUUUACACUGCAAAUAUAGAAUGUACAAACACAGAAUUGCCAGCUGAAGGCAAAAAGAGAUUUUAAAAAUUGGUCUCAUACUUUAUGAUGUUAAUGUAACGUAUUGUCCGGCGUAUAAGACGACCCCCAACUUUUCCAGUUAAAAUAUAGAGUUUGGGAUAUACUCGCCGUAUAAGACUACCCCUCUUCCAAUGCACACCAAAUAAAAAUUAGCGAUAAAGUACAGUGAGCAGACAGAGCUACACAGCAAGACAUUAAAUAAUGAUAAUCUGAAAUAGCAUUUAAAGCCCAGGUAUGUGCCAGGCUGUUUGGGCAUAUAAUCCAUGCCUGCUGGUCUAGCACACAGGAGGCUAAUUGCGAUAUAUUCUUUUUACUCCCACCCCUCCAUUCUUUUUACCCCCCCUCCAUUUUUUUUACUCCCCCUCCAUUCUUUUUAUUCCCUCCCCAUUCUUUUUACUCCACCCCCCCCAAUCCUCCCUACAUUCUUCUCACCUCCCCUUCCCUGUGCAGAGUGGGUGGCCGAGCUCCUCUUCGUCCUGUCAGUCCGGCCGGGUACCGCGCAUACAGGAGAUUCAGUUACCUGUUCCCGGCUGAAAGGAAGUGCACUGACUGAGGACGAAGAGGAGCUCGGCCACCCACUCUGCACAGGGAAGGGGAGGUGAGAAGAGAGGCAGUGCGGCAGCCGUCUGAGCGCUCUCUAUAGAGCGGUCAGGCGGCUGCAGCAUUAGAAGGGCCGGCGAUGGGGGCGCAAGGCGCCCCCGGCAGCCAUAUAGACCCUAUACCCGGCGUAUAAGACGACCCCCGACUUUGGAGAAGAUUUUCCAGGGUUAAAAAGUCAUCUUAUACGCCAGAAAAUACAGUAUUUUUAUUUAAGGGACCUGCAUCACUUGGCUAUUAUUUUUUUUAAACCAGCAAGCAAACACUUUUUUUAAACCAAUAUACAUACAAAAAUAAAAAGCAAUAAAAAAAAUGGAAAAUAAUGUAAUAAAUAUGUCUAAAUUUCCUAUGAACAAUGCAGUCAGAUUGCAUUGUUGGGCACUCCUCUCAGAUAGGGGAGUUUCUUCAGCCUUCCCUCGUUUUCUCUUACCCACCCAUCUUCGUUUCAGACCAGUCCGUUAAUGACAGAAACAGGUCAUCAUUGUGCAGCAUUAGGAUAUAGAUACAGACACCCAAGCCUACUCUGCAUGAUCACACUGUUCAGACUCCCUCUCUUCUCCCCCGGGCAGUGUAUUGCAAGGUGAAGAGACCUUCUGUCUGCACAUGUGUAAAUCUGUUCGUCAAGCCAAAUGCACUUUUUCAGCAUUCCUAGGUUUUGGGCACUGGUUAGAUCAGUGUGCCCCUUGGAGUGGGUGUGGAAAACAUAUGAAAUCAGAAUCAGGUAAAAGGUUGCAGAGUGAGACAACUAUAUAAUUCAAAGCUAAAGCUGCUGGCUGAGACAGUAGUCUUAAAGUGAUGCAUGUCGCUUUAUUUCCAAAAAGGAUCCAAUACUCACAAAGUUUUACAGUAACCGGUUUAUUUUGCACACACUAGUUAUUUUAAGACAUUUUGAGUGCUGGAUCCUUUUUGCAGUUGCUGUCUCUUCAAUUUGAAAUUUGCAGCCCCGGGCUUUCUGUAACAAUCAGUCUGACCCCAUGUAGUUGGUGAAUGCCACCUCUUUUGUUUCUUUGUCUUUUUAUUAAGCAUCAUUAGCAUAUAAUAAUGAAAUAUUUAAUCAGAAAUGGCAAAUGUAUCCUGCCUCUGGCUUCCACAUACAUCCUUCUGUAACCACAUGUGGUUCCCUUAUUUACCACUAUAAUGUCUUAAAGCAUAGAACUUAGUAGGGCUAACCAUACAGAUAUCUUAGCCAUAAUUUUAUAUAGUCAGUAAGAGAUCCUUUAUUUAACAUAUAUAAAUAAUUGAGAAUACAAUAUAAAAUAAGGAUUGUCUUGGAAGCAAUAGUUUUGUCUUUUUUGGAUAUUUAUUAUAUAAAAAUAUCAAUAUAAAAUCCAUUAUAGCAGAGUUUAUAAGAUUAAAUUACAUGCUUGCAAAUAUCAUUAAUAGGUUAACAUACCCUUCUGAACAUGUCAUCAUGUCAGCUUCUCUUUCAUUUUAAGAUGGAGCAGCGUCUGUCUCCAAGUCUCUCCUCUGUUUCUUAACAUUUAAAAGUACACCUAUUUAUAACUUAGGUGUCUCCAUUUUAGGGUUACCGUAGUUCAUUUACUUUAUUCAUUUUAGGACCUCCCUUAAUUUGGCAAACAUACAAGGCCAUAACUAAAGGGUUCAAACAUCAUGGAAAUUUUCCUGACUUAGUUCAAGAUGGCAUCUUAAAGUCUGAAUAGGUUAUCUGUUGUUUAUACUAAGUCGUAAGUGUACAGUCGUGGGAGAUUCCAGGAUUUGGGGAAGUUCCAUUAACUUGGGGUUACCACAGUAUAUUGUGUACUGCAAGUGUCGUAGCAUAGCCUUGAAGCUUGUUUAUGCAUUAUUGUUAUUGUAAUUCGUCUGGGACAAAAUGGCGCAAACAUAUGCACUGAGGUUAUUACUUAAAGAAACAUCUAUGAAAAACAAUAUGUUCCAUUUCUAACACCUUGUCAGUUUGCAAUAUCUCUUAAAGACAAAGUACACAGUUUAAGAAAUACAACAUUUCAUUCUAAAACUUGUAGCAUUUGCCCGAAUGUUAAUAAACGGUUCUCACGCAGAAGGAUAAAAGUGUGAGUUAAAGGGGCGCACUCUAAACAACAUAACAGCUACCGAUCAGUGUAGCGGUUUUGUUGCUGGGCACUGUCCCAUGGCUUUUUCUCAAACUGUUUAGGAGUGGUUAGACCGGGACCACCCCUUCCGCUGCAUUGUGGGAAAGUCUGAAUUUAUGCUUCUGCGUUUGAAAGACAUUGAUUGGCUGAUACUUCCUUAGCACUCUCUUCCAAUCGCAGCACACAGCUUAGUUUACUACGCAGUGAACCAGGGUAUGUUUCAACUGUUGUCUAGACAUAGGUUUAGAUUACACUUUAUGUUUAGAUGAUUUUUAUUCAUAUGUUUAUACUGCAGGAAUAGCCGAGCUGGGAUUGCCCUUAUGGGGGGAUCAGUCUAUGCAGAUAGUAAAGAUUCUUGCUGUAGCACCAGUGAGCAAAAACGUUUCUGAUGCCUGAGCUAGAGAUUUUUUUCCAUUUGUAAUUGGGUUAUCCACUAAACCAGAACUUUUGGAACGCAUGGCCUGGGAAUUUCAAACUUUUAUGUAUCAGGAACUCCGCUAUUUCUUCAACUCUGUAUGUCAAACGCUGGAUUGCCUAAAAAAAAAGUGUAAGGUAUUUCUCAAUAAACCACUAUUUUCAGUUCACUGAAUAUAAUCCAAAUUAUAUUAUGUAACUCAGGGCUAGACAAAUCCCAGGUCACCACGGCUACUAGGAAUUUUGUCCUUAGCACCGCGUUCACUCCGAGGUGGCAGGCUGAGAGAGUGUGGAGACGAGGGAACUGUAAUCUUCUUGCUCUGCUCCCUCGCGCGCCAUUUAGUGAUGUCAGUAGCUCUGAUAUGGCAGUGUUUACAUUGAAAUCCUGCAGUGACAGGUUAUAGACACUAGAACAACUACAUUAGGCUGCAGUUUAUCUAGUGACUAUAGUGUCUCUUUAAGAAUUGUAUAUUUUUCUUUAAAAAUAAAGCUUUAUUUGUUUAAAAAAACCUGGAUCCUAACUAGUUUAGUUGGUGCUUAGAUUCAAACCAAGUUUGUCAAGUCCUGCUGUGAAUAGCAAAAUGUAUAUUUGUCCCAAAUUGCUGUGAAUUGUGGUCAUUUAAAAUUGGCCGUUUACAUUUAAUUUUUUUCUCUUUAGACGGAAACAUUUAGAAAAUAUUAGCUAGCCCUUCGCUUGGAAAUAAUGUGUUGUAUAAUUGUUGGUAAAACUAUAGAAUAUAAGUUUGGAUUGCUUUUGAUGCAUAUCUAUAAUUUUUUUUUUCUAAAUAUUUUGCCAGCCAGACUCCCAGAAGAACUAUGCAAGCUGAAAAAGUUGGAAACUUUGCAUCUUUCCGGAAACCAAAUCAGCCAGCUGCCGGCUGAUUUUGGCCAGCUUUCUGCAUUAAAGACCCUAAACCUCUCAGGAAACCAACUGCGAGCUAUACCAUCCCAGCUCUGCACCCUGCGACACCUAGAUGUAGUGGACCUUUCCAAAAACAAGAUUCAGGCUAUACCAGACGAGGUUUUGGGAGUGCAAGCCAUCGAAAUAAACUUAAAUCAGAAUCAGGUAAGUGAAAUAGUUGAAUGUCAAAAAAUACAAUUUACACACAGGAAGGUAAUAAAGAAAUCUUUGCGUUAUUAAAGAGGUAAAUUAAACACCAUAACCACUACAACUCAUUGUGUGGAUUAUGGUUAGUGUCAGCCCCGAAUUUCAUAGUCCACCCUCUUUAGCUAUACUGAUAAUGCAGAAAUUACACGCUUGCACUGUUAACUGUAAUUUCAUCCAAUCUUGAAGGUAAAUGUAGGCGGGUGGGUUAGCACAGCACUCUUAGUCCAAGGAUGGACAGAUUUUCACUUUAUAAAUUCUGCAAUUCAGGGGAAAAACCUGGAUUAAUGGGACACUAUAGUCACCCAGACCACUUCAGCUCAAGGUCCCUCAUGUUUUAACCCUGCAGAUGCAAACAGUUUACAUCGCAGGGUUAAAGGACCACUAUAGUGCCAGGAAAACAUACUUGUUUUCCUGGCACUAUAGUCCCUGAGGGUACCCCCACCCUCAGGGUCCCCCUCCCGCCGGGCUCUAGGGGGUGGAAGGGAUUAAAAUGACCUCUUUCUCCAGCGCCGGGAGGGGGACUGUCCGCCUCCUCCCCUCCUCCUCAGCUGAAUGCACAUCCGCGGCAAGAGCGGCGCACGCAUUCAGCCAGUCUCAUAGGAAAGCAUUCACAAUGCUUUCCUACGGACGCUGGCAUCUUCUCACUGUGAUUUUCACAGUGAGAAGCGCGGAAGCCCUCUAGCGGCUGUCAAUGAGACCGCCACUAGAGGCUGGAUUAACCCAUAUGUAAACAUAGCAGUUUCUCUGAAACUGCUAUGUUUAUAGAAAAAAGGGUUAAACCUAGCUGGACCUGGCACCCAGACCACUUCAUUAAGCUGAAGUGGUCUGGGUGCCUAUAGUGGUCCUUUAAGUCCAACAUUCCAGGGAACCUUUAAGUUGUCUGCUAGAGGGUUUUUGGAACAGUAGUCUGCAGAAUUAUUUGCUAGAUUGUGAAUUGCUGGGUUGCAUUCAGAUAAGGAGUCAGUAAGUCUCUCUGGUCUCCCCCCGUAGUGCCUUAUAUAGGGAAACACAGAUGAUGGGAACUAACAUACACUAGGUGAAAGUACUGGCAACAGCAUAGAGGUCUGGGUGAUGCCUAAUAAGGCAUUGUGAGAGCUGAAACAUAGCUUGUAUCACGGAGCCUCGAGAGAGAGAAAACGAGAAUACCCAAACACAGGUGUAAUCACUUACCCAAUGGGUCCAGUGACCUCCCAUAUUGUGGCUUUACUUGAGAAGCAGCACCGCAGAGUCCUUGCUGGACUUUGCAAAAAGGGUGACACGGCAUUGGAUGUGUUGGGGAUGGUGGAUCUUCACCAAUAGUGUCAGCAUUAUGGAUUAGGAAGGCUCCUACCAUACCUGUGGAUGUGCCCAAGGAUAUAAUUGCUGCCAUUCAGGACAUCUGUCAGAACAGGCAUUGUGACUCUCUGUAGAAAAUAUCCCUAGAUCACUGCAGAAAAUGGUUCUAUAAAGGUCUUUGAUGAGCUAGAAUUCUCUCUCCUGAUAGACUUCAGUUCAUGCCAGUCACCAAGCUAUUGAGGGAACGGAGCAUCGGGAACCCUAGUGGACCCACGGGGAAAACAUGCAGAUCUCCUACGUUGACGCCCGUGGUGCCAGUGGGAGUUGCGGCUUCAGGGCGACUCCCUCUGACGGGCCAGGGGACUCCUAGCACUGUACCCAUUACAGUUCUGUGUAGGGAUUGUGGUGCGUAGAAAAGUAUGAACUUUCUUUGUUUAGCUUUUUCAGCUUUAAGAAUAUAAUUUCAGUUGUUACUUAUUCUCAAGUUAUAUCUGCAGAUUCAAAUUAUGGAAUAUAUUUAACAUUUUCCAACUGCCUCACAGACUUUAAGACAUUUCUCCCAUUUUUCUUCGUUUUGCAUUCGAUAAUGUAACCAUGUACUUUCUUUCCUGCAGAUAUCUCAAAUCUCUGUGCAGAUUUCACACUGUCCACGUCUCAAGGUUCUACGUCUGGAGGAGAACUGCCUGGAGCUCAGUAUGUUACCCCAGAGUAUUCUUAGUGACUCACAGAUAUCCCUACUUGCAGUGGAGGGAAACCUUUUUGAAAUAAAAAAGCUCAGAGACCUGGAAGGCUAUGAAAAGGUCAGUGCUCUAGGACCGUAGCAUGCCCAGCUCAUGUCUGUGUUAAAACCGUUUGCUCUGGAAAUUACCGAAUAUAUUAAUGUACUUUUAUGUGUCAGAGAGAAUUGCUCUGGAUUCAAUAUAAAUGAAUCUAAUAAGAAAGCAGUCAAAAUGGAAGUUCCUUAAUACAUGUCCAAAAUAUAUAUAUUAUACAGGAAUUUUCUAAAUUAAAUAUAUGUAUACAUGAUUGGAAUGUUGCCAGAUCACCUUAGUAUGGCAUGAGAAAACCAACAAAACUUAAUUUAAAGCAGGCUUCCCCAAACUCCGGCCCUCCAGAUGUUACUGAACUACAACUCCCAUGAUUUUAUGAAUGAAAUAGGCUGAGAAUCAUGGGACUUGUAGUUCAGCAACAUCUGGAGGGCCGGAGUUUAGGGAAGCCUGAUUUAAAGGACCACUCCAGACUCCAAUAGAACUUAACUGCUUUUUUUUUUUUAUAGAUUUUGGCCACAAUAAUAUGCUGUAUUUGUUUGCAUGGUCAAAUCGUUAUAUAUUUUGCACACACAGUUGAGUUUAUUUUUUGCUCAAUGCUGCACCAUAAGCCUGCCUCCUUAGCCACGCCCACCAUGCCGGGAGAAUACUUCCUUGUCAAAUGUAUGCACAAAGUCCCAGACCCAAGAGGAUUGAGUGACCUGUUUUCAAUUCACAACCUGACUGCAGACAGACGCUUUAAAGAGUUUGUGACAUCCUUACUAUAAAUUUCCCUUGGUGUCCUCGCCUAAUGCAGGUUGAAUUGUAGUUAAAGGACCACUAUAGUGCCAGGAAAACACUUGUUUUCCUGGCACUAUAGUGCCCUGAGGCACCUGAGGGUGUAUAGUGAAUUACCCGGACGGAUUUGCAGAGCGCCUGUGGUUGUGGUUACCAAGUUUGAUAGCAUACAUAUAUUUACAGAAUUGGCAUGGAGAUCCCUGCUUGUGCAUAGGGCAUGUAUUUCUGUAAGUGGAUGGGGGGCAGCAAACAGCUUUUCCUUUAAAAAUAUCUCUCCACUUUGUGUUAAUACAUUUGUAUGUGGUUUACGUCACUUUCACAUUGCCAAGCAUAAUUCCAUCCAGGCUGUGUAGCAAUGAUAUACUGAGAGCUAUGUACUAAAUCACCCCCAGAAAUUCCUAACCUAGGAUUGCUGUCCAGCAAGGACAGAAUUUCACUUGGAAGUGUUGAUUCCAUAUUAUCAGUGUAGCUGCCAGUGAGCUACGUUUUUUGUAAGGUCUCUCAAACUGACAAACUUCGGAAAAUGUCACUAAACCUACGUCACCAUAACCACUCCAAUGAGCUGUUUGAUUGCUCCAUUUUGACAUAAUCCACUAUUGACUUUCUUCCAAGUUACAAACUAUUUUUAAAUAUGUUAAACAGCAUAAAUAAUGGAAUGACUUUUCUUUCAGUACAUGGAACGGUUUACAGCGACCAGGAAGAAGUUUGUAUGACUACCACGUACACCAGAUAGAGACUUUUAUGGCGACACCAUGCCUAAAGCCAGCCAAGCCCUGGAUGUACAGUUUACAGCUUGCAAAGCCCCAGCUUACCAAGAGCCAAAAACACUAAAGUAUCUACACUCUUAUGGGACACAUUUAAAGACCGCUAGCUGAACAUUUAACAAACCGGUAGUAUCCUUCCAGCUAUAUAGUGAAGCAAUUGCCGAAUCUGUUUAAGGGGACCUUACAUCGAGCAGGAAUAUUGUAUAUGUAUUAAUGUAAUAUAAACAUUUUCUAAAGGUUAAUAUAAAGCAAUGGCUUACUGGUUUUUAAUGCAGCCGAUGACCGCAAAUUGAAUUAAAGUUAAUUAUUUGCUUGGAUACAAGUUUAUAUCCAUCCAUUUCAGCACAUCAUGUUAAUUUAUUAUGGGAAUGAAAAUAAACUCAUAUGUUAAUAUGGGGAACCGUUCUGCUUAUUCAGAAAAACUCGACCGUAGCGGUUAGAGGGCUUCACCCAGAAAUGACUGGUUAAAGAGCAAACUUGCAAUGUGUACAGCUUAGCUAUUUUAUGUUUUGCAGUUUGUUUACUAAAACUUGAUGUUUAGUGAAUAAACUGCACAGUAUCUUACCGACACCAAACGUGCUUAAUGUUGG